Messenger RNA from Amorphotheca resinae ATCC 22711, 837 nucleotides. RefSeq lists its product as hypothetical. Gene Ontology annotation, biological process: mitochondrion organization. The coding region runs from base 1 to 837 and encodes 278 amino acids. Gene Ontology annotation, cellular component: membrane; mitochondrion. The record is from RefSeq and is a predicted model, not a curated record. The transcript has 2 exons. NCBI's taxonomy places the organism in Eukaryota, Fungi, Ascomycota, Leotiomycetes, Helotiales, Amorphothecaceae.
AUGGCUCAAGCACUGAGUGGUCUCUACAAAUCCGCCAUCCCUUUGGCACUCGCAGCCACAUUCAUCCAGUCCUCGAUUUACGAUGUCCAGGGAGGCACACGAGCCGUCAUCUUCGAUCGAUACUCUGGAGUGAAGGAUACGGUUGUGAACGAAGGCACGCAUUUCCUGAUUCCCUGGCUGCAGAAGAGCAUUAUCUACGAUGUCCGGACGAAGCCAAGAAAUAUCUCGACGACUACCGGAAGUAAGGAUUUGCAGAUGGUCAGCUUGACUCUGAGGGUUCUCCACAGACCCGAGGUUCAACAGCUACCCAAGAUCUACCAGAGUCUCGGCCAAGAUUACGAUGAGCGUGUCCUCCCUUCCAUCGGAAACGAAGUCCUCAAAGCUAUCGUCGCCCAGUUCGACGCCGCCGAGCUGAUCACACAACGUGAAGCUGUCAGCAACAGAAUCCGUACCGACUUGCUCAAGCGAGCCAAGGAGUUCAACAUCGCUCUGGAGGAUGUUUCCAUUACACACAUGACGUUCGGAAAGGAGUUCACGCGUGCGGUCGAGCAGAAGCAGAUUGCGCAACAGGAUGCUGAGAGAGCUAGAUUUAUCGUAGAGAAGGCGGAGCAAGAAAGACAGGCAAACGUUAUUCGUGCUGAGGGAGAAGCCGAGUCUGCGGAUACGAUUAGCAAGGCUGUGGCCAAGGCUGGUGAUGGCCUGAUCAUGAUCAGAAGAAUCGAGGCCAGUAAGGAGAUUGCACAGACGCUGGCCAGCAAUCCCAAUGUUACUUAUCUCCCCGGUGGUGGAGACGGCAAGGAGGGAGGUGGAAAGUUCCUGCUUGGUUUGAGCAGGUGA